Molecule: messenger RNA, 2905 nt
Organism: Hydra vulgaris (swiftwater hydra)
Lineage: Eukaryota; Metazoa; Cnidaria; Hydrozoa; Anthoathecata; Hydridae
Product: solute carrier family 22 member 15
Biological process (GO): transmembrane transport
Cellular component (GO): membrane
Molecular function (GO): transmembrane transporter activity
Source: RefSeq, a predicted model, not a curated record
CUGAGUUAAUGGUUGUCAUUUUCCGUUUUUUAUGAAAAUUUCUAAAAUGCCUGAUUAUAUUGCAAAAGAAUUAAUCAAGAAAAUAAAGGAAUACUCAACGAAAUUGCGUACUUGUUUUAUCAGUAAUACGAACGAUCCGACAGAAAAUGCAUCUAUUUGUUUUUGCUUUUUUUAGUUUUUUUAUUUGCAUCAACAUUAUAUAAAACUUUGCACAGAUUUGCCGAUCUGCGCCCUGAAAAACCAUGCUAUACCAAGAAGUUAUGGCAAUUAUCUGCUCAUAAAAACAUCAAACAAUGUGUAGCCUUGAAAGCUUCUGAUGUUCUGAUAAAAUAUACACUUUUAAAAGGUUACUGGUUACAAAGGCUUGCCCAACUACAAGAAAAUUAUUUUAGUUGUGCAAAAUAUGGAUUAUUUUUGAGUCAUUUCUAUUACUUAAUAAACUUAAAGCAGAUAGUUUUAUUUUAUUUAAUAUCUUCUACUAUAAAUCUGGAUAUUCAAUAUUGUAUUUAUACUCAAUUUAAAGUAUAAAAUGUCUUUACUUUUGCAAAUAAAUAAUAAAUUGUAUUUAUCAGCUUCAUCUAUAUAUAAUUGUGUAGUGCCAAAGCCAUGUAACUUUAAUUUCAGCAUUUUGUGUCACUUGAAUAUCUAUGGAAUAUCUGUAGUAGAUUUUAUUUUUACAAGCAAAUAAACCUGUCUAAUUGAGCAAUUUAAAAUAGCUCACAUGAUCAUUUGCAUUAUGGCUUUAUUGAAAACCUUUGGAACAAAAUAAACAACCAAAAAAGUUUCUAAACUAUAUUUAUCAAUUUGCAAUAACUACAAAACUCAAAAAACUUUAAACGAUUAUGUUUUUUCUUCUUUGUCUUUGUUGCUCCUGAUUGCUUUGGCAUUUGGUAAUAAAAAUGAGAAAUUUAAAUAAUAUCGAUGAAACUUUGCCAUUUAUUGGUGAAUUAGGUCUUUAUCAAAUAAUUGUUAUUGCAAUUUUCUGCUUAAUAACGAUACCUGGCACCUUUCAAUCUCUCAUUAUUUACUUUGUUGCUGCUAAUCCAGCAUGGAAAUGUGUUGAGAACAGUACUAUUUGCAAAUUGGUUGGAACCUUUGAAUCUGGAGAUAAAAACUACACAAUGAGAUGUAACAUGCCAAGAUCUGAAUGGAAAUUUGUAGAAGAAUAUGAAUACUCUAUUGUUACUCAGUUUGGUUUAUUUUGUGAAAAUGAAAGUUUAAUAUUUGUCAGUCACUCACUGUUAUUUGCAGGAUCUGCAGUUGGAUCUCUCAUCUGUGGAUGGCUAGCUGAUAAAUAUGGUAGAAGACAAUUGCUGAUUCCAUGUAACAUCGUAGUUAUAAGUGUAGCAUUUGUUAGUGCUUUCUCACCAACAUACUGGUUAUUUGCAUGCUCCAGGUUUGUUGUUGGCUUUUUUGGAGGUACAACAUUAGCUAUAAUGUUUAUAUUAAGCUCAGAGUUGGUUGGAUCACGAUAUCGUCCUACUGCUGGAAUUGUAUUGUGGUUCUUCUUCACUUUUGCAUUGGUGAUGUUAGGUUUGGUUGCUAUGAAAGUUAGAAAAUGGAAGAUGCUGAUGAUUGUUUCGACUGCUCCUUAUUUUUUGGUUAUUCCACUUUUAUUUUUUAUUCCUGAAUCUUUACGCUGGAUGCAUUUAAAUAGAAAGAUGGAACAACUACAUCGGGAUAUUCAAAGAAUUGCUAAGAUCAAUGGAAAAGAACCAUUACUCAUAGAGCUCUCUCCUUUAAAUGAAAAAGAAUUAUCUGUUAAACCAUGGAUGUUGUUUAGUACCAAAAAAAUGGCAUUUACUACCUUGAGUAUUGGAUUUGCUUGGUUUAUUAAUGGACUUGUUUAUUAUGGAUUGUCAGUUGCUGUUGAUAACUUAAGUAAUCAUUUUUAUCGCAAUUACAUUUUAUCAAGUUUAAUUGAACUGCCUGCUAUUUUAAUUGGUAUUCUAGGAGCCACAUAUGUUGGUCGAAAAUGCACUGUAGUUUAUCCUAUGCUUUUAGCUGGUUUGCUUUGUGCAUUGGUAACUGUUAUUGACGAGAAAGAAACUCGACAGCGUUUUAUAAACACUCGAGUGGUACUUGGAUUAUUUGGCAAAUUUUUUGUUACUCUCUCCUAUGACACUAUAUACACGUGGACUGUUGAACUUUUUCCUACACAGAUUAGAACGGAAGCACUCGGCUAUGUUUUGAUUGCAAGUCGUAUUGGAGGUAUGUUUUCUCCUUGGAUUUCAAAAUGGUUGCGUGUAAUUCAUUGGAGAGUCCCUUUUGUGAUGAUGGGGGUUUUAACUAUUGUAUCUGCGCUUCUGAUGCAUUGGUUACCAGAAACCAAAGAGAAGGCAACCCUUGAAAAACUUGAAGAUAGUAUACAGGUUGAGGAAAAUAAGCUAUAACAUUUUUUAUACCAAUCAGCUAUGUUUAAAAAAGAGUGUUCAUUGAUCAAUUAGAUAAAUCUUAUCAAAACUCUUACAAUCAUAUGCUGCUGUUUUUUAAAGAAUUAUUAAUUUUUAAUGUUUUGUUUUUUUUUUUUGUUUUGAAUAAACAGAAUUUUAUACAUAAAUGUUUGAAAUGCUUUAAAUUCUUUAAAGUUUUAAGUCUUUUGCUUUCUCAUUAUUUUGAGAAAAUAUUUUUUUUUUUUUACUGAAUAUUUUAUAUAUUAAAUUUAAGAUUUAAUGUUAAGUAGAGUUUAUUAUAUUGAACAGUAAAUAUUAUAUUGAACAGAAGAUAAUAUAUAAAACAGAACUUUAUUUAAUUAUAUUUUUAUAUAUUGAUUUUUUAAUAUUAUAUUCAUUACAGAUUAUUAUAAGUUUUAAAUUAUUUGGUAGAUUUUUUUAUUAUUUAUUUUUUUCUAGUUCUACUGUUUUAAUUUUUGUAUUAUUGCAAAAUUGAGAAAUCUUUUGUUUCA